Messenger RNA from Bacillus rossius redtenbacheri, 5255 nucleotides. Its product is annotated as mpv17-like protein 2. Gene Ontology annotation, biological process: cellular response to reactive oxygen species; mitochondrial ribosome assembly. The record is from RefSeq and is a predicted model, not a curated record. Gene Ontology annotation, cellular component: membrane; cytoplasm; mitochondrion. The transcript has 3 exons. Bases 176 to 769 code for a protein of 197 amino acids. Lineage: Eukaryota; Metazoa; Arthropoda; Insecta; Phasmatodea; Bacillidae.
AUCGAACGCUUGCGUAAAAUUUUGAAAAUGGCGAUGUCGGUAGUUAACAUGGCCUUUGAACUAACGUUCUCUUAACUCAACAUUCAAUAAUUUAUCAAUUAGGUUAAUGUUGCCGUCCGCUGCCGACAAGCUAAUAUGUUUUAAAAGUAAGUGAUUUGUUUGAUAUCCUGACAAGAUGAUUCUGUUUUCAAGCUUGUUCUCGCGUCCGGCUAAUUACGCAGUAACUACCAAAGGUCCGAUUAGAAGAACAUUGAAUAAAGUAUUUGGGAAGUACUUGCUAUUGACAAACACUGUCACUUCGGGUAUUUUAAUGGCAGUGGGCGAUUUGGUCCAGCAGAAGAUUGAGAUGCAUCGCAAAUUUGAGAAGAAAAGCGUUUUUGAUUGGAACCGAACAGGCCGCAUGUUCGUGGUUGGACUGGUGUCUGGUCCUCCGCAGCACCUGUUCUACAAGGUUCUCGAUCGUCUCGUUCCCCAGCAACACCUUUACGCGGUCACCAAGAAGGUUCUGUGGGACCAGUUCGUUGCCUCCCCGAUGUGUAUACUGAUAUUCUUUUUUGGGCUAGGCUACCUCGAAGGCCACAACUACGGCGAGAUCACGGCGGAAGUUAAAGAGAAGUUCUUAACAGUGUAUUUGGCGGAUUGGCUGGUGUGGGUCCCGGCUCAGUAUGUAAACUUCUACUUCCUGGCCCCGAAAUUCCGCGUGGCUUAUGUUAAUUUCAUCACAAUGCUGUACAAUGUGUUUCUGUCUUAUGUCAAGCACGAUAUGUAGUACUACUUUUGCACAUCCAUAAACUUUUGUUGUUUAAAUAUAAAGAAGUACUUUCAUAAAAUAUAGUAUGUCAUAGUGAAAAUUACUAAGCUUUAUGAAAAUUAGUUCUGAAAUAAUAUAUCGGGGAUGUAGUUAAACAAGUCAUUGCUGUGUAAUGAAAAAUACUUGGUUAAUUUAUGUGGAUCUGCCAGCACUGGCAUGUUUUUGAGCUCAUGUGGAGUUAAAAUGUUCGUGUAAACCAGUCUCGCUAUUAAUAACUAGUUAGCAAAUACGGGUUGAAUUUUUUUUAAGUUUCUUAUAAAGUGUAUAAUGUCAAAACUAGAAAUUAAGAAAAACACUUUUCAAAGUAAUAAUGCUUAAGUCACUGAUCUGCAGCUAUGAAUGCAUUUUUCAUAUUUUGUAUAUUAUUUAUAUAGGCCUGUGCAAGUAUCAGUUCUUUAGUUUGAAUUGAAUACGGUUACCAAAUUAUUCUUGAAUAUGAAUAUGAAUAUGAAUAUGAAUUUGAAUAGUAACAGGGUGUCUACCAGGUUCCAACAGCAAAAAUAAGUGAAUUUUUGGUGACUGGGGACUAUAAAAAAUUAUUUAUGCCCUGAAAUUUAAGUAUUAUGCAUUCAAUUUUUCAAUGUUUUAAAUAUUGUCUUAAAUAUUUUACAUUAGGUUAAUUACUGGCAAUAAAAACAGUUUAUACACUUUUCUUGAGUUGUUUACAUUCAAUCUCUAUGUCUAAUAAUUAUCUUUUUUUUUCUUCGAGCAAUUUUUACUUUUUCAUUUCGAGUAACUUGAAUUUGUGUACUGCUCUUUUUCUUGCAUUUAACACCUCAUCCUGUUCGUUUUUUUUCAUUCUUAGAUUUUCUUUCCUUUUUGCUAAGGCAUUGCUAAAUUCCAAUUUUAUUUUAUUUGAUGAGCGAGAGAAUAAACACCCUCUGAAAAACAAAAUGAACCAAUACACAAAAUAGUUGAGUAAAAUAUAUUAAUGGUACUGCAAUAUUACACACUUUGAGUUGUAAGUAUUCUUACUCUAGUCCAAAACACAUCAGUCUAAAAUUAAAAUAUUCACCUGGAAGUGAAAAUAUAUGGUCAUGAACCAAUCUUUGAGCUACAAAAGAUUUCUCGUGAAGAUUUUCAACCAAAAAAUCUUUGUUGAAAGAGACACUUCUCUCUACCGUUGCAUUUCCAUGGAAACAAAUUAAGAAGCACUGGAAGAAUAGGAUUAACUGUUUGUGUGCAGCUUUCAACACCUUGGAAUGUUCACAAAACUUUGUGAACUCUCUAAGAAUACUCUCUCCAUCAGCAGGUGCCAACUGAUUGUGUGAGGUAAGUUCCUGAAUGGCAACCUUAGCUCUAAGAUCUCUCUAAUUGAGUCUCUAACCAUUAUUGAAGGAGACAAGCAAGUUGAUCCCAACACAAUUCUCUUUCUCAGAGGACUCUUUUAAUCAAGUUUGGCAAAUAAAGAUUAAAGUAAUUUCCUGCAGUUAGUCUUAAAUUUCAAGGAGUCAAGUUCCUUCACUUUUUGAGACUGAAAGUGGCACCAAAACCAAUUUCUAUGUAAACAGUACUUUGUAAGAUAUUCUAAUUCUUCAUAUCCAGACUCUUUAACUGAGAAGCAUUUGAAAUAUUAUCCAUUACAUUUUACUUGAAAACCCUUCUUUCUAUGUUUUUUUAUCAAAAUAAACAACUCUUGGUGGAUGAAAGGAAAAAUAGAAGUUUGUCAGAAAUUCUUCCAACUCCUCUGCAAUCAUAGCAGAGAAAUGCAGUUUGGCUUACAGAACUCAAUCUUCCAACAAAGCCUUUUUCACAGUGCCAAGGUUCUGGGUGAUCUAAGGGUUUUUCUGAAGCUCUUUGUCUGCAAGAUAUAUUUUCAGAAAUGGUAUCAUUUCUUGGCAUCUUUUGAUUACAGAUAAGUUUUCUGUUCACCGUACAGCACAAAACUUUUUUGGAAAAAUUCUGGAACCAGUAAUUUGAGAAUAAACAGUAUGCCGAGAUGGAUACUUCUUAAGCAGUUGAUACAAUGCUCCAAGAAGUUGCCAACCAACCAUUGUGUGUGUAGUUUUGUAGGCACCAUUGAUUAUGUGCAAUGAACAAGUACAAAUAUCCAAAGGUUCCUUUCCAGUAUCAAGUUUAUUAUUUACUCUUCAUGUAACUUUUGAGAACAGAAAUCAACUUCAGAUUUACAUUUGGUCCAUCAAUAGAUAGUUGAAUUAAACAUUUUAGGGAAAGUGUGGCUUCACUAACAUACAAUAGCACUUUUUCAAGCAAAUCUACAGCCGUACAACGCUCAAGAAAUGCAGAUGUUAAUAUCAAGUACAUGAUAUACUGUUUUCUGUCUUCCAAUGUUUUAACAACAAUAUCUAUUUGCUGUUUGAGGUAAAUAUCAUUCAGCCUUUCAUCAACAGAUAGUGCAAAAAUAAGGCUUUUCUGUACACUAUCAGACAAUAAUGUGAAAAAUGAUGCCCAAGGCCAUAUGUGAUACUAUAUGCUAAUGUGUCCUUUUGUAAUUUUAUUUUUUAAGCUAUCUGGAAACAUAAGUGGAAAAAGUUCCACUGCAGUUGCUCCUGAGAGGAUUGUAGCAUAUGUACAGAUGUAAAGAGCAGCCCACACUAUGUCUGCUUUGGUUGCAUUAUCUUUUACAAAGAAAUUGGAGAGCUUUUGUUCUUGAUGUGUCUCACAUGGUAUAGUACUAUAAGAUGUAUGCUGUGGACUGGGGCUAGGUGCAGGUUGAGAUGAAUCAUAACUUUGAUUGCUGGGCCCAGAUUCUGAUGAACUAGUGGUGGGCCUAGUACCCUUGUACAAAAAGGGAGCUUUUGCUGCCUGCCUGACUUGUGAACAUUGAGAAAUUCGACAAGAGUUUUUUUUCUUUCUAUUCUUUCCUUUUUCAUGGAAUUUGAUUGCAUUAAUUCCAGAGUGAAAAACAUCCACAUAUUUUUUGUAUAGCGUACAACAAGUCGAACAUUAUAUCCUUACCAGUUCUUAGACACAAUUUCCAUUCCUCCUCUUCCAACCAAAUGUCUUCCCUGUAAUUUUUAUCGCUGAUAAAACACUGCAAAAUACCAGCUGUAGGUGUGCUGAAGAUGUCUACACAAGUUUUUGAACAAUUAAAUUUUCACACGCCAACACAAUGAAAAUUCACAACAAAAUAAAAAUGUUGAAAAUACAUUGGUUUUGUAAAACACUGCUACAUCCAAGUAGGUUAGUUUUCACUGAGAAGUUGAAACAAAGAAGAAAAAUUGUAUUACCUAUAAACUGAAGUUGUAAUGUAUGAUAAUAAAAGCAUGUGUUUUGCUGAUAAUCUCCCACAGUUGUAGAUUGAAAAUUAUUUCUCACAUUGUAAUGUAAAAAAAAAAAACAUGACUAAUAUGGGCACUUUUGUUACUUAUCCAUGACAUCCAUGACCAUGAGUUAAAAUUGUAAUUUUUUCUUGACUUCUGUGACCGGUAGACACCCCGAAUUGUAAGAAUGAGAAAUAGAAUGGCACUAGAAAAAUUGUUUCAUAUAAUGUAACACUUCUGGGAAAUUAGACAAAUAAUACUAAAAUGAAAGGAAUGUUGGUUAAGACAGCUACAAUAAUCAUAUGAAAAAUGUUUGUUAAAACAUUUAAAUUAUGAAAUAAAGAGAUUGCAUUUUUAACUAUGCUGCUUAUCUAAUUUAACCUAACCAACAAACUUUUCAUUUCAGUUCUUAUUCACCUUAUUUUUCACAAGAUGCUACUGUAUGUAUUAAUCCAGAAAAAUUUUGCAAACUGCAAAAUACCAUGAAAUCCAAUGCAAUCAAUUUAAUGAAAAACUGGAAUCUUUUAAAAGAGCUGUAUUCCCAAAUUAGUGAUUAAAUGAGCUCAUAUUUACAUAUUUAAAACCUAGUUAUUCACGACAAGGGCGCAACAACAGGGGGGGGGGGGGGCAAGGGUAUUUUGCCCCCCUCUGAAACCUUUAAGUGGGGGCAAACAGGGGCAAAGAAAGUGCUGUGUAAUCAAUUUUUAGAUAGUAAAACUGCUUAAAUAGCACCAUUUUCCACCUUGAAAUAAAAAAUUUCCCGGGGGAGGACCCCCGGACCCCCCGCUUCAAUAGGGGGGAUAGAUGAUUCUUUAUAAUAAGGUAUAUUUCCCCCCCUUUGGAAAUUUAGUUGUUGCGCCCCUGAUUCACGAGUUCUUGUUAACAGCAGCCAGUUGAAUUGUAUUUUAGUUCAGCAAUAUUAUAAACACAAUUUCUGCUAAUUUCAUACAAAAUUGUUUAUUUAUUUGUUUUUUCAAAUCAUUAUGUCUAUUUUGUCAUAGAUGCAUAAGCCAUUAGGCUGCUACUGUAUCAUGUGGUGCUAGAUUGAUUGUGAAUAUUGAUUUAUACGCCGGCGAAACUAUGAUGUUUACUUCUUUUAGUGGCCAUCGCAAUGGAGUGUCUGUGUUUUGUGGUGGUAUUGUUUGUGUAUUUUUUCCCAACUCUGGUAUGUGUCACGAAAUUAAUAAAUAAUAUUUUGUUUUCAAGUUUUAAAUUACGAA